AUGGAUCAGUACAAGAUCCUGGGCAGGAUUGGUGAAGGUGCCCACGGAGUUGUUUUCAAGGCGAAACACGUCGAAAGUGGAGAUUUGGUGGCUUUGAAGAAAGUGCCGUUGAAAAAAAUCGAAGAAGGAAUUCCGAAUACCGCUCUGAGAGAAAUCAAAGCUCUCCAAGAAAUUGACGAGCAUGAGAAUGUCGUCAAAUUGCGUGAAGUUCUGCCCCAGGGAAUGGGUUUCGUACUUGUUUUUGAGUACAUGCUCUCAGAUCUGUCAGAAGUCAUCAAAAAUUACGAACAACCUUUGACUGAAGCUCAGAUAAAGAGCUACAUGGUUAUGUUGUUGAAAGGGGUGGCAUUCUGUCAUCAGAACAAUAUAAUGCACAGAGAUUUGAAACCAGCUAAUCUUCUAAUUAGCUCGUCUGGGCUUCUUAAGAUAGCAGAUUUUGGGUUGGCUAGGGUUUUCCAAAACCAUGCAGACAGAUUGUAUAGCCACCAGGUGGCCACCAGGUGGUACAGAUCACCAGAGUUACUGUUUGGUGCUCGUAAAUAUCGAGAAGGUGUUGAUUUGUGGGCUGUUGGGUGCAUCUUUGGUGAAAUGAUCAAUUGUUCCCCACUGUUUCCAGGGGAAACUGAUAUUGAACAAAUCUGUUGUGUUCUACGAAUUCUAGGAACACCCAAUGAAAAUUCUUGGCCCGAGAAAUCUGAUCUUCCUGAUUACAAUAAAAUAUCAUUUCCAGAUUAUCCUGCUGUCCCAUUUGAGAAUGUUCUACCUGAUGCUUCUACUGAUGCCCUCGGUCUCUUACAAAAAUUUCUCGUGUAUUCAUCAUCAAAGCGCAUAGCAGCUAAGGAGGCACUGUUACAUCCCUAUUUCUUCACACAUCCCUUGCCAUCACAUCACUCUGAACUUCCCAUCCCGACCAAACGACGAAACAUUUCUCAAAUUAAUGAAUAUGAUGUUGACGCACCUCUUGAUAACGUUCUCGUUAAUCCUGCACUUUUAUGUUAA
This is a messenger RNA of Helobdella robusta, 999 nucleotides long. RefSeq lists its product as hypothetical. The record is from RefSeq and is a predicted model, not a curated record. Gene Ontology annotation, cellular component: nucleus. The coding region runs from base 1 to 999 and encodes 332 amino acids. Gene Ontology annotation, biological process: protein phosphorylation. The transcript is spliced from 2 exons. NCBI's taxonomy places the organism in Eukaryota, Metazoa, Annelida, Clitellata, Rhynchobdellida, Glossiphoniidae. Gene Ontology annotation, molecular function: ATP binding; cyclin-dependent protein serine/threonine kinase activity.